This is a messenger RNA of Sphaeroforma arctica JP610, 130 nucleotides long. RefSeq lists its product as hypothetical. The annotation marks the transcript as partial. The record is from RefSeq and is a predicted model, not a curated record. The transcript has a single exon. Gene Ontology annotation, molecular function: SUMO activating enzyme activity. Gene Ontology annotation, cellular component: cytoplasm; SUMO activating enzyme complex. Lineage: Eukaryota; Ichthyosporea; Ichthyophonida. Gene Ontology annotation, biological process: protein sumoylation.
CUUCGACGUGGUGCUCAAUGCGCUCGACAACGUGUCGGCACGCAGUCACGUCAACCGAAUGUGCUUGGGUGCGAACGUGCCUUUGGUGGAGAGUGGGACAGCCGGCUACAAAGGCAAUGUACGUAUAUGA